GAGGUUGUGAGGAGCGCAAUGUAGCAAAUGUCGUGCGUGUAAUGUUUGCUACAUUUAAAAAAAAUGUUAAAGAAAAAAAACUUUCGAAAUCAUCUACUGCUACCCGGAAUUGUGUUAAUUGUUGCUCAUAGCUACACAGAAAUUCAUUGCAGUGUGCGAAUGUGUGUAACAUUAAUGGAUGGAAAGUCAAAGAUGUGCGUUCACUAGCUAGCACUAAAGUGCCGUGGUAAUUAAAAGGUGGUUGCAGAUUGAGUGUAUUGGAGUUUUUAGAUUAAUUGUUUGUUGCUAAACCUCAGUGCCGUGGAAGUGUGCGUACGAUUACUCGAUACGCGAGAACUGUGACAGAAUCUCGACACAGUCACCGGGACAUUCCGGUCAUCUUCAUCAUAAAUAAGGUAGCGCAUUUGUUUCUGUGGGGUGUUACCUCACCCCAAGAUGGCCACCUCACCGACCUCUACGAACACAUCAAACUCCGUGUCAUUACAUCGGCAGUCUAGUAAAAAUGCCGACUCGAUUUCCCUCUGUUCGACCACCAGUGCCUUCUCAACGUGUCCCGAUCGGCAUGGCUUCUAUGGCGGCAGUCAGUUCUCCGAGAAACCAGCCAAAGAAACACUCACCAGGGAGCAGAUUGUAGCUCGGGAAAAGAAAUGGUUGCAUAUGAUCAAUCACUGGCAGGAAUAUAUGAGCAAAAAUUACAAGAAGCUCCGCGAGCGAUGUCGCAAGGGUAUUCCUCAAGCUGUGCGUCCCAGGGCAUGGUUCUAUCUCACCGGUGCCUUUGAGAUGCAUAGACAACAUCCCAAUAGGUAUGAAGAGCUGCUUCAGCAACCGGGUAAUCCUCAGAUCAUAGAAGAAAUAAAAAAGGAUCAGCACCGACAAUUCCCACACCACGAAAUGUUCAUCGACGAGGAGAAACCUGGCCAGAGGGAAUUGUUCAACGUACUAAAAGCAUACUCGAUACACAAUCCCAAAGUAGGUUACUGCCAGGCACAGGCUCCUAUUGCCGCUUUCCUACUGAUGCAUUUGCCGAGUGAGCAAGCUUUUUGGUGCUUUGUCACGAUUUGUGAUAAAUAUCUUAGAGACUACUUUACCCCAGGCAUGGAAAUGCUACAACGCGAUGCCGGAAUGUUAAACGGUUUGUUGAAAAAAACCUCACCAUCGGUAUAUCGGCAUCUUCAGAAGCAUAAGGUUGAUCCAUUGCUGUACAUGACGGACUGGUUUCUAUGUGCCAUGACACGGACAUUACCCUGGGACACACUGCUGCGGGUAUGGGAUUGUUUUCUGUGUGAGGGCAUCAAAACACUCUUCAAAGUAGCGCUGGUGAUUCUUGGCGCUAGCCUCAAUUCGCACAAGGUUCGCAAGCAGGCUAACGGGCUGUGUGAGACGCUAGCGGUGCUCCGCUCGCCACCGAAAAAAUACAUUGAGGCGGACUUCAUCAUGCACCAUAUUUUUCGACUGAAUAUUACCGUGGAAGAUUUCAUUCAUGAGCACAAAAAGCAAGAAAUGCUGCACCGGAAGGCUAAAGUGUCAUAGAACCGGGCAGCAACGGGAAAUUUGUUGAAUACCACUUCAACCGAUGCCCAUGGUCGAUGAUAAAAGCAGUCCUUAACUCUAGUCUUCUCACGGUUGAAGGAUCGCAUCAGAUCGUUUAUUUACAUGUUGUAACACAGUAUAGUUUGGAAAACACACGAAUUUAGUUAUGUCAUCUUGAUUCUAAAUCUUGUCACUUCAAGUAUAAUAACUAGGUACAUUUGCAGAAAUAUUUAUCGUAGAAUUAAAAAAUAAGCAUUUAACUCAAAAUUGCAAUAAGCUAAAACUGACAAGCGAAUUCAAUUAGAGGGUUUCUCAAUACCGUUUGAAUUUCUCCCAUUCGUUACGAUAAAUUUGUUCUCUCAUCAAAGAUCCAUCAAAAAUGCACUAUGUAAAGGGCAAUAGAUAAGAUACGAGUUUACAACGCUAUUUUUAAGUGACGUGUAAAAGAUGCUGAUCAAUUAAUUGAAAACGAAAUAAUCGAACAAAAUAUGGCGAUCGAGCUAACUUUUAGUGUAAAUGACGAAGUCAUUCUAAAAUGCAGCAGAGUUAUUCCUGCGCGAUGACAUGAUCGCAUUCUAAAGGCAAACACUCCUACCAAUAGACAGAUCUAUUUAUAAGUAAUAAAAGAACUAAUCAAACAAUCGAACUCUACUGAUGCAGAACCGUAGUUAGCGUAUAGUUAAACAUGGCAGCAUCUAGUAUGAUAAAUAAAACAGUACAACUUUUAACACUUCAUCAACCGUACCGAGAAAGAGAGCAAUCCGAAAAAAAAGUAUAUUACAUAAAACUAUUUCCACUGUAAGUAAUGUUUGCGAAAUAUGCACUCGAAAUGUUAGAUAAGUGCGUACAUUUCAUAUUUCAUUAGUUCACAGUUCCAUUCCGAGACUCUUUUAUUAAUAUUAACGUGUAAAAACAACUAAUUAACCCAUAUUAAUUCGCUUAGGUUCAAUGCAAUAUCGAUACCUGGGUAAAACAACUUCUAGCGAGGCGGGAGCAUGAUGUGAAUAGACAGAAUGUUAAACGAGAAAACCAUGAUUAUCUAGCACAAGCAGUUGCCACUGUGUGGAACAACAAAAUUUUGGAUCUUUAUUACUAGAAUUUACAUUACUGCUUAAUUGAUUUGCGUAUUGUAUAAAAAAAAAAUAAAACAAAAAAUAAUUUAAAAAACAGCUACUAGUUACAUUACCGUUCCGAUUGUUGCUUACGUGGUUAGUCCUAUGUUGACCAACCGACGAAAUUGGUCUCUAAAGUAGAAUUGUAAUAACAGAAAUUUCUCUUCAAAUUAGUUGCUGCCCGAGUUGAUCCCAGAGAAACCGAACUAAAAAAAUCAUCUUAUCAGAAUAAGUCAAGACCAGUUCAACGUUAUAGUGAAUGGAAAAAAUAUAACAUUUGUUGUGUGCAAUUUUGUUUCCGUCGAAAAUAAACCCGACACCAAAUUUUUUCAUUAUACUGUAGGUUUAUAUUUUUUAUAUUCCAUUUUGUCUCAUAGAGGAAAAGUAGUUCAAAUCGUGCGAGUAAUAACAAUGUUAUGCAUGUUAUCAAUCCGCUAUUGUUUUAGUGUGUAGAAAAAAAAAGCAACGUACGAGAAAUUCAAUGCAGUACUGUUGAUCGAUACUUUAAUGUUAUACACCAUUUAUAUAUUGUACCUACAAUUUCGAUUAUUUAUUAACCUAGAGAAACAUAUCUAUAUGAAAAUAAACUUUGUGUGAACAAAUAUACAA
Molecule: messenger RNA, 3251 nt
Organism: Wyeomyia smithii (pitcher-plant mosquito)
Lineage: Eukaryota; Metazoa; Arthropoda; Insecta; Diptera; Culicidae
Gene: wkd
Product: TBC1 domain family member whacked
Exons: 5
Coding region: 436-1530 (364 amino acids)
Source: RefSeq, a predicted model, not a curated record